AUGUUCCCAUUCGCAGCUGCACACCGCUUGCGCCUCGUAGCUGUUAACCAACGCGACUACCGCAAUUCGACUCCACUCUCUGAAGAGGACCUCGCACUGCUCCGCAGUGAGGACGAUGAUCGACGCACGGAGUACUUUCGCCGCAUCUCUGAGGAUGGUAAGGAGGAAGGCGAGAUCGUACUCGUCGGGUGGCCGUCUGGAAACACCGUCGUACGCCCAUUGUUCGCGUAUGCAUACGAAGCUCCAGAAGAUUUGAAGGACGCACUGGAACCGUACAUGCGCGCGUAUGGUCUAUACGAUGUCCCUCGCCGCCUGUGUGGCUUUCCGGAUAUCGCUGGCUUUUUCCGCCCUUUCCCCGACAAUUCCGAGUUGCCUCCAGCACAACAACUCGCCAGUUUCGAGACAUGGAUGUCAGGCUACUACAGCCACCCCUAUGUCAUGUCUCGCGACCUUAAAUGCUUAAUGCAACAGCUCCAGAUGAAUGUCGCGCUUGGAAAGCCACCCACGUUGUGCACGAUGACGCCGGAAGACAAGAUGGCCGUCAUGGACCCUGCGGCAGUCCAGGACCACGAGAUGUUCAUCAACUCGAUGCCACACGAUGUCUAUUUGCGCGGCAUUUUGGGUAAAUGCGUGACGGGCGCUUGGGAUCUCGCCGACUCGUAUGAUGAGAAGGCGAAGGGAGAGGUCACCCGCGCCAUGAUCACCACAUCGUCUAGGGCAAAUCAUUUCAUUCACUGGGACGAGCCAGAGAAAGUCGCGUCAGUUUUCGCCAACUUUUUAUGA
Heterobasidion irregulare TC 32-1 is the source of this 783-nucleotide messenger RNA. RefSeq lists its product as uncharacterized. The coding region runs from base 1 to 783 and encodes 260 amino acids. The record is from RefSeq and is a predicted model, not a curated record. The transcript has 5 exons. NCBI's taxonomy places the organism in Eukaryota, Fungi, Basidiomycota, Agaricomycetes, Russulales, Bondarzewiaceae.